This is a messenger RNA of Micropterus salmoides (largemouth bass), 875 nucleotides long. RefSeq names its product zinc finger protein 593-like. The coding region runs from base 151 to 594 and encodes 147 amino acids. Lineage: Eukaryota; Metazoa; Chordata; Actinopteri; Centrarchiformes; Centrarchidae. Gene Ontology annotation, molecular function: zinc ion binding; nucleic acid binding. The transcript has 4 exons. The record is from RefSeq and is a predicted model, not a curated record.
GCAAAUUUGUUGUAUCGCUGAUUGUCUUGAGCUGAAAUUUGAAGUUGGGCACACAUUUUUGUCCACAAGACCCGAUUCGGUGGCACAAAAAUAGCAUGUUCGGUGUUAAAACUUCUACGUUGGCUGACAUCUGGAGUUUCUGUUUUCUUAAUGUUAGUCGACAGUCAGGUCAGGAUUAAUUCAACAGGUUUUAUCGGAUCCGCAAUGGGGAAGUCCAAACAAACAGGAAACCAUAAGAGUGACAAGAAGAAGAACAUCUCAAAGACAUGGAAGACAAAGCGCAGGACCAAAGACCUGGACCAGAUCCACUCAGACAUGAAGCCUGAGACUGCAUCCAAGCUGCUACAUCAGGAGGUGGACUACGAUGUGACAGGAUGUGCACAACACUACUGCUUACACUGCGCGAGAUAUUUUGUGGAUAUGAGAUCCUUGAAAGAGCACUUUAAAACUAAAGUGCACAAAAGACGGUUGAAACAGCUCAGAGAGGAGCCCUACACCCAGGCAGAGGCAGAGAGAGCAGCAGGUAUGGGCUCCUACAUCCCUCCAAAAACUGUUGAAGUGAAGACACAGCCUGUGGAAGAGGACAUGGACUGAGAGCUGCCCUCUUUAACAUGGACUGAUAAACUCAAUAACAGAAGCGUUAACAAAAUAGAUAAUGCUUCUGUUAUUCCUUGCUGUCACAAAUGUUGAGUGCAUUGUUAAAUGCUUUUUAUGUGACACACUUAAAGCAUGGCUGUUAAGACUUCUGGCUAUCACCAGGAUCAGGAAAACCUUACCUUAUAUUGGGUAAUGUAAUGCAACAUGUACCUAUGUAAAUAUUGAGUAUGUGUAGAACUGUGUUGAUUGCUAAUAAACUAUAACACAGGGUGGAUUUA